This is a messenger RNA of Dovyalis caffra, 345 nucleotides long. NCBI's taxonomy places the organism in Eukaryota, Viridiplantae, Streptophyta, Magnoliopsida, Malpighiales, Salicaceae. The record is from the annotation of a GenBank genome assembly.
AUGUCGGGGAGGUGGUCCACGUCAACAUUCCGGCAAUGGCUAGGUGUCGACAUAGCUUACGCCACUUCUUCUCUCUGGUCAUCUUCAAUCUCCGUCCUCCGGUGGCCGUCACAGUUAACAUCGACAAGCCCAUCAAGAUGGUGGGUCCCACGACGGUUGUUGAGGUGGCCGGAGCUUGACUUCUCGAUUUUGGACGAUGUGGUUUGGAGCUUGGUCACUGCUUUUGAAUCAGUAGCUCUUGUCUCCAUGUUGGCUUUCUUCUUUCUCUUCUCUGGGGAGGAGUUUGGUGGCGGAGUUAACAAUAUUGUGGUUGUUGCUGUUGACUGGUUAAGGUUUGAUUGUUAA